UAAUGACUGACCUUCCUUUGGACUCACUGUUAUGCAUCGCACUUGCACUGCAUAACCUCAGGGAUCCAUAUGUUGAAGAAUAUGCAGGAAUCUGCUAAAGAAUGGAAUAUCUCUUUUGCUGGCUGUGGAUUUCUGAUGGCUUACUACUGUGGAGUCUAUAGCUGUUUAUUUGAGCGGGCCCCGUUUUUCCUUAAGGAGGUGAAGAAGAUUUGUGGGGCUUCAUCUGGGGCUCUCAUGGGUGCAAUGCUAGCAUGCCAAAUGUCUCCAGGAAAUUACAUUUUGAAGCCAAAUCCUGUGAAAAUUUGCUGGAAAUGUCUCGAGAGGCUCGGAAAGGCACUCUGGGGGCUGUGCAUCCCUCCUUCGACCUGCUUAAGAUAGUACGAAACUUCCUAAAUCGUGACCUGCCUGAUGAUGCCCACCUGCUCGCCAGUGGACGGCUGUUUGUGUCACUCACACGAGUGUCAGAUGGGACAAAUGUGCUGGUGUCUGAGUUCGACAGUAAAGAAGAUCUCGUUCAGGCUCUGAUUUGUAGCUGCUUUUAUCCACUGUACUGUGGUGUGAUACCUCCAAGAUAUCAUGGAAUAAGGUAUGUAGACGGAGCAUUGAGUGAUAACAUGCCGUUCUCUGGUCUGAGGAACACAAUCACCAUCUCGCCUUUUUCUGGAGAAAGUGACAUCAGUCCUUAUGGCAACCCUUUUUACUUUCAUGACAUAUACUACAAUAACGUCAGCAUACACAUCAACUUCAUUAACGCACACCAAGUGGUCAUUGCGUUUUUUCCUCCAGAAGCAGAGGUCUUGGAUGAGAUGUGUCAAAAUGGAUAUAAGGAUGCUUUCCUUUUUCUAAAAGAGAAUGAACUCCUAAAGCUCACAUCGUCGCUGUCAGAACUGACCCGAAUAGAUGAAUGGAAGAAUAUUCCAACAUCUGAGAAAUAUAUUAGUGAUAACAAACUAAGAGUGACUGGGAAUUCAAAAAAUAUCCUUCCAGAGUCCAUCAAAAAAGUAUUUUGUAAGGCUAGCAUGAGGGAAGAUGAAGAAUUAAGAUGUUCUCUCUCAGUGAAGCUGGUUUACUGUCUAAUGUGGUGCCUUUUGCCAGUAGAGACGGCAUGCAUAAUGGUUUUAAGGCUUGUUGAGUGCACUCCAGAGAUGUGGUCAUAUCUGCUGUGGAUGUGGCAGAUGAUAAUGAGAAUGAUUGGACAAAUAUUGAAGAAUGCUUUCUCAAGGUUUUAAAGAUAUUACAUAAUAAUCCAAAUAUUAAAUGUGAUGUCCCUAAACAAGAAUUUCUGCCUUCCGUUGUUUACGCUUUCAGAAAUAUCCAACUCUUCACCA
This is a messenger RNA of Carassius carassius (crucian carp), 1328 nucleotides long. RefSeq names its product patatin-like phospholipase domain-containing protein 2. Gene Ontology annotation, molecular function: triacylglycerol lipase activity. NCBI's taxonomy places the organism in Eukaryota, Metazoa, Chordata, Actinopteri, Cypriniformes, Cyprinidae. Gene Ontology annotation, cellular component: cytoplasm; membrane; lipid droplet. Bases 252 to 1229 code for a protein of 325 amino acids. Gene Ontology annotation, biological process: lipid homeostasis; triglyceride catabolic process. The transcript has 8 exons. The record is from RefSeq and is a predicted model, not a curated record.